UAACAGGAUAAAGAAAAUAUUGAUCACUUUCACAUGAAGGGAAACAUUUCGCGGGUUUUUACCGGAAAUGUGUUCAUAGAAUUAAAAUAGACUAAACGGAUUUCCUUAGUUUUCGCAAAUGGUUGUUUUUAACUUAAUAUUUCCGGCAAUCACUUCAUAUUUGAAUGCGAAAUAGCAUCUACUUACCAAAUUGUUUCAUAUUCUCACUGCCUAUACGAAGUCCAAUGGGCGUCGUCAGCCCUAGCGAUGCAGGCUCCGGCAGGGCGGACCACAGCACCGGGGCUUCCACAGACGAACAUUGUAUAGAUGGAAAUGGAACAAAUGAGCAUGAAAUGGAAACAAUGCCAAUUGCUGGUGAAGGGAAACCGAAUAUACCAAUAACUAAGCUGCGAAAACCAUUGGAUAACAAUGUUUAUUCGACGAAAAAAACUGUUGCCCAAGGAAUGAUGGACAUUGCUUUACUCACUGCGAACGCUUCCCAACUUAAACUACUUUUAAAAUAUAAUCAAGAUAAAAGUCCCAUAUUUUUCAUUCAUGUCUCUUGUAUCUGCAUCUCCAUAGCUCUACAGAUCGUCGUCGGCGUGAUGUUAAUUGUAAAUUCUCGCUAUGACAUCAACAGACUUUCUCAUCAUUCAAGAGCUGAUCUUAUAAACAAUUUAACUGUUAUUGGUGUCUUUCUUAUAGCAGUAGUGAAUGUGAUUGCAUCUUCUUUUAGUGAUUCUUCUUGAUUAUAGUUUUUUUAACACUAAUUUUAAUAAGCAAUAUGUAAUUAAUAUACACUUAACAUGUUUAUUUGAAUUCUCAAAGAAUUUUUGUGAUAAUUAUUUACAAUAAAUUAUUUGUUGUCCAUGUCAGAAACUGAUGCUUAUUA
This is a messenger RNA of Parasteatoda tepidariorum (common house spider), 871 nucleotides long. Its product is annotated as ninjurin-1. Gene Ontology annotation, biological process: cell adhesion; tissue regeneration. NCBI's taxonomy places the organism in Eukaryota, Metazoa, Arthropoda, Arachnida, Araneae, Theridiidae. Gene Ontology annotation, cellular component: membrane. The record is from RefSeq and is a predicted model, not a curated record.